This is a messenger RNA of Botrytis fragariae, 249 nucleotides long. RefSeq lists its product as uncharacterized. Bases 1 to 249 code for a protein of 82 amino acids. Lineage: Eukaryota; Fungi; Ascomycota; Leotiomycetes; Helotiales; Sclerotiniaceae. The transcript has 2 exons. The record is from RefSeq and is a predicted model, not a curated record.
AUGGCUGGAUUAGGAAAUGCGGAGGGAAUGGCUUGGGCUGGGAUUGAUCAUGUGAUUUUAAUCACGAGUGAGAUGAGUGCCGAGGUGUUAAUACUCACGAGUUACUCUAUGCUGACGACAAAGGUCAUAUUUGGAUAUCAUGUGAGAUGCUUCUGGCUUCGAGCUCAAGUGCACAAGAGAUUAUCGUCGUCGCAAGAAUAUCUAUCGCAGAAUACCUAUCAGGUAGCCAUCUUCGCAUGUGCAAGGUAG